Molecule: messenger RNA, 2105 nt
Organism: Neltuma alba
Lineage: Eukaryota; Viridiplantae; Streptophyta; Magnoliopsida; Fabales; Fabaceae
Product: amino acid transporter AVT1I
Exons: 3
Coding region: 624-1670 (348 amino acids)
Biological process (GO): amino acid transmembrane transport
Cellular component (GO): vacuolar membrane
Molecular function (GO): L-amino acid transmembrane transporter activity
Source: RefSeq, a predicted model, not a curated record
GGGACUUUCAUGUUCGCUCAUCACUCUCUAGUCUGUUUUCAUGGUUUAUUGGCGGUAUCCCUGAUAAUCUAAAAACUUUCUCGCAAUGGAACGAUUUAGCGUUCUCAGGUUUGGGUUAAGAAUUUCUGUUUUUAACCUACGCUGCUGUUAAUAAUAUCGUCUUCUUGCUUUCUGUAUGGUCGUCAUACGAGUGGUCCGUAAUGGUGAGUUGUGGUGCCGUGUAUUUCGUCUCUUAUGGCCUUCUCCUUUUAAAAUAUCCACUCCCAGCAGCGUUCUGUGAACGAUUCUUUUUUUGUUGAACUCUUCGCGUUUAUUGCACGAGGCAAAUGGAUCCUGGAAGCUUUCCCCUUUUCAAAUGUUACAACGAGUAAUUUGAGUCGCAUACUGAAAAGAAAAAUAGAGUGACAUGACUAGCGUGAGACUGGUCCAAUAAGCGGUGGUAGCCGGUGAACCAUACCAAGGACCGCCUGAACUGAACAUCAUGAAGAUGGCAGUUGCCUCUAGAACCAACAUUCUUCUUCGGAUCAAUUGUUCUUCUUUUGACAAGAGUAGGGAUACUCUCCAUUCCAUAUGCUCUAGCAUCUGGAGGAUGGCUGAGCUUAAUUCUUCUAUUUAUCAUUGCCAUGGCAACAUUUUACACUGGUGUGUUGAUUAAAAAAUGCAUGGAUAUGAAUCUGGGAAUCAAAUCCUAUCCCGACAUAGGUCAUCAUGCAUUUGGAGAGAAAGGAAGGUUUGCUGUGUCAAUAACUAUGUACACUGAACUCUACUUAGUUGCAACAGGAUUCUUAAUUCUAGAAGGGGAUAACUUGGACAAUAUAUUCCCCAAUACUGUCGUUGAAUUAGCAGGCUUAUCAGUUGGUGGAAAGCAGUUCUUUGUGAUACUGAUAGGCCUUGUCAUUAUGCCUUCAGUUUGGUUGGAUAACUUAAAUCUUCUUUCUUAUGUAUCAGCAAGUGGUGUGUUUGCUUCUGUUAUCAUAAUUUGCUCCAUAUUUUGGACUGCAACGGUAGACGGAACUGGAUUUCACCAUAGCGGGACCCUCCUUAAUUGGGACGGCAUCCCUACUUCUGUUAGCUUGUAUGCCUUCUGUUAUUGUGCACAUCCAGUCUUCCCCACCUUGUAUAAUUCCAUCAGAAAGAAACCUCAAUUUUCCAAUGUCUUAUUAAUGUGUUUUGUGCUGAGCACUUUUGGUUAUGCAUCAAUGGCUAUAUUUGGUUACUUGAUGUUUGGUUCAGAUGUGCAAUCACAGAUAACGUUAAACCUACCUAUAAACAAGUUGAGUUCAAAAGUUGCAAUAUUUACUACUUUGGUGAAUCCAAUAGCCAAGUAUGCUUUGAUGGUGACACCAAUUAAAAAUGCCCUGAAAGAUUUGCUACCCGGAACUUACCAGAAUAGGAUCACAAAUAUCUUGAUAAGCUCGGCCUUGGCAAUCAGUACUGUCAUGGUUGCCCUGACUAUUCCUUUCUUUGGAUACCUGAUGUCUUUAGUUGGAGCAAUUCUGAGUGUCACAGCUUCAAUUCUACUUCCAUGCUUGUGCUACUUAAAGAUUUCAGGGACAUAUAAAAAAUGUUGUUUUGAAACUGUAGUCAUAAUAGGAAUAAUAUCCACAGGUUUAGUGAUAGGAAUAUUUGGUACAUACACUUCGGUCCUAAAAAUUAUCGAGCAUUGGUAACUGUUGAGAGUAAAUCAGUAGACUACUGGUUAUGAGUGGCAGUGUUUAAGUAUCCUGAAGGGCCUGAUCGUGAAGAGUCAUGGUUGACUCUUGUUUUCCUGGCUAACUCGACUGGGCAAUAAAGCUGCUCAUAGAAAAUGACUCGGGGGAUUUGGGACUGCAAGAAUGAUUCUAUGAACCCCGCAAACCCGAUCGGCUAUGGUUUUGGAUGAGGAUAAUUCAGUUGACUCGAAUGCUGCUGUGGUUAGGCAGGGAAUAGGGUAGUGUUUGUUUCAUUUCGUUGUGCCUUUGUCUUUGACUGCUGUUUGAUGUAGAGGUUUGUUUGGUAUUAAUGAAGUAUUUGUUCAAUCCAAAAGAAAAAAGUAGUGGACUUUUCUUUCUCUACCUUUUGUACCAAUAAGAAGAUAGCGUAGUACGUGUUUGAUUCAGCCUCUA